Messenger RNA from Daktulosphaira vitifoliae (grape phylloxera), 1252 nucleotides. RefSeq lists its product as uncharacterized. The record is from RefSeq and is a predicted model, not a curated record. NCBI's taxonomy places the organism in Eukaryota, Metazoa, Arthropoda, Insecta, Hemiptera, Phylloxeridae. The transcript has 2 exons. The coding region runs from base 889 to 1224 and encodes 111 amino acids.
UCUAUAAUUUUUUUUCUACGAUCGCUCUAUUCUGAAUUAAGUACAAAAUACUAGAAAAUUACCCCUGUUGUCCAUUUUUCAACCCCGAGUAGGUACGGGUUAAACUUGUCUGAUUGACAUGAAAUUUUUUUGGUUCGUUUUUACAUGUACAUAAACAAAUUUGGGGGGUGAGACCAAGGAAUUUUUAAAAGAAAUUUUUCAUAAUCUAUAACUAAGGACCACUCUAAUAUAUAUAUUGUAAUAAACAAAAAGAUAUAAUUAUGGAUAGUAUGUGGUAAACAAAAAGAAGUAAAAAGGAUAUGGUGUGUUGUGGCAAAGGAAUGUUGUUAAGUGUGUUUGGGGUUCAGAGUGUGAAAGGGAAGAAAUGUAAAGAAAUGUAACACAGGUGACCAAUAAGGAAAUAAUAAUCGUAGCGUGCGUAGUGUAAAAAGGAUGGGCACCAAUGGAAAGUAAAAGUGGCUAUAGAUACCCGGUAGUGACUACAAUAAAAUGAAAUAGAAAGGGAUCUCGGGGUAUGUAUGCUUGUGUAAAGACGUCUAAUGCAUGAAUAAAAUGGAAUUACAAAGAAGGGUCACUACCUAGCUCCUGCACAGAAACGCGUACACUAAUAUUAGCAUGUCCGCAGAAUUUUUAAAUAUUGUUUACGGCAUGAUGAAUGAAAUAAAUCUAUUUUUACAAUCAACUCCUAUGAGGAGCGAAAACAAUAUUUUUUAUCAAAAUGAUUGUUUCAAACUAUCUAAAGUAUUAUAUGGUGAUACAAAACAUUUAGUAUUAGAAUCAGUGACACUUGAUGGAUGUCGUGUGUUAUUAAAUAAUGAAAACAUUCAGGUGCUUAAGCAAUCGGAGUAUACUAUUAACAAUGGCAUUACAUGAAAAUUAAAAUAGCGUAUGCAAGUAAUACAUCAAAUAGAUCGUAUUGUGCAAUAUGCCGACGGUAAAUGGACAGGUCUUAGAACUCAACAAUCACCCAAUGGUGAAAUGUAUAAUUUAAUAAGAAGUAUGAACGAUUUAACACUCAACGAAACUAUCCCAAAAGUUGACAAUAGCUACCUAAGUGAGUUGAAGAAUGUAGCAUGCGAUGAAAUAGUCGAUCGAUGGGUCAAGUCGUGGUCCGAGGACACGUAUCAAAUCAAUGAAAAAGAAGAAAUGUAUGACGAAAAUGACGGACCGUCAUUUUUCAACGAAACCCAAGAAAAUAGUUAUAGUUCAUGGGCUUCUCAGUAGCCAAAACCAAAUCACGUCAGAAAAUUAA